UCAAAUCUCCAGUCUCUCUCUCCUUCUCUCUCUCUCUCUCUCUCUCCAAAUGAAACCGCCGCCGUAAAAUGAGUCUUUGACUCGCUGACUGAACCGAAUCGGUGUUCAUAUUUAGCUUCACUCAACUAGAAUUUUAGAUUAGUACUGAUAUCGGCGGUUCCGUAAGAAAUUUGGCCCCUUUCUCGGGAAAAUGAAAAUCUAAUUUUCCGGGAAAACCAUUUCAGCAGCUAGCUAGAAGUUGUAUGCGUAGUACAUCGUUUGCAAUUCACUCAAGAGAGAAUUAAUUUCUGAAUUUUUGCUAGAUUGGUACUUCUCAGCGACUCAUCGGUUCUACUAGUCGUCAGAGCUACCAGAGGUAGAUUCGAGUACUUAAUUUGAAGGAAAGCUAGGGUUUAGUGCUGUGAUGGAGUUUGAAAAUACUUCACCAAUGAAGGUCUGUACAGCAACAGGAGAAGCCAGUAUAAUUUGUUCUACCAAUCAAUCACCACCACCAGCAACAACAGCGAAGAAGAAGCGAAGUCUCCCUGGAAUGCCUGAUCCAAGUGCUGAGGUGAUUGCUUUAUCGCCGGAGACUCUGAUGGCGACGAACCGAUUUGUGUGCGAGAUCUGCAACAAAGGAUUUCAACGGGACCAGAACCUUCAGCUUCACAGGCGAGGCCAUAACUUGCCUUGGAAGCUCCGUCAGCGAGCGGGUGGAGAGGUCCGAAAGAGAGUCUAUGUCUGUCCCGAGCCGACCUGCGUUCACCAUGAUCGGUCGAGAGCGCUUGGAGAUCUCACCGGUAUAAAGAAGCACUUCUGCAGAAAGCACGGGGAGAAGAAGUGGAACUGCGAGCGGUGCUCGAAGAAGUAUGCCGUGAAAUCCGAUUGGAAGGCUCAUAUGAAGACAUGCGGCACCAGAGAGUACAGAUGUGAUUGCGGAACUGUGUUCUCAAGGAGAGAUAGCUUCGUUACACAUAGGGCUUUUUGCGAUGUUUUGGCGAAUGAGAGUAGGAGAACUCAAACACAAAUACAAACACAAACCCUAGCCAUUACGAGUUCAGAAGAAACUCUGAAGGGCAAGACUGUUGCUUCCUCGUCGUUUAGUCCACCUCCACCUCCUCUCACUCCAUCAACUACUGUACUCUCUCCAGUUCUGUCUAUUCAAAGCUCAGAGUUGCCGGAAAAUACAACGGGAUUGUCACAGCAACAACCAAUAGUAACCCCCACCGCGGCCGUCUCCAGCGGUGGCUCCACCUUUACUGGUACUGCCAAUAGGGGCGGUGGUGUGUUUGCUAGUAUAUUUGCUUCCCCAACAUCAGCAAGUGUCACGCAAUCAUCCCAAUCACCAUCCUCAUUCUCGGACUUAAUCUGUGCCAUGGCUACUAGCUCUGAGCACCGAGCCGCCGCGGAACCCAUAUCCCUCUCUCUCUCAUCCUCCCUCUAUCUCUCGAACAACACUUCGUCCCUAUUUGCAGCACCCACUCAAGACCUGUCUCAGCAUUACGCCCGGUUUCCUCCACAACCCACCUUAUCCGCCACCGCCUUACUCCAAAAGGCAGCCCAAAUGGGUGCAAAAUCGUCCAAUUCCUCGUUCCUUCGCGGCCUUGGUUUGGCAUUGCCAUCUUCAUCCGACCAUCAAGACAAUACCACCACCAACACAUGGAGUAGCAAUGUGAAGUCGGAGAGCAAUUCAUUGGCAUGUGGACUUGGACUAGGGCUUGCCUCUGAUGGCUUCACGGAUCUAGUGAUGAGCAAGCCAACCACGCUCGAUCUUCUGGGACUGGGAAUUGGUGGUGGUGGUGCCUCUAAUUCUGGAUUCACAGAGUUCAUUAAUUCGAUUGGAGGUGGUGGCCACAUUUCUGCUGCAGCGUCUGCUCCUCCGUUCGGAGGGUUGCAUUUGGGCGGAGAUGGCACAUCUGAUACAAAGCCGAGUAUGCACUAGACCUUCCUCAUGAAUCACCAUAAACUACUCAUUUCCAAUCUCUCCCUUGGUUUUUGGGUUGGAGGGAUUUGUUUUUCCGUUUUUGUAUUUGCACACACAUAUAUAUAUAUAUAGCUUUCUUUUAAUGUGGCCUUGUUUUUGCUCAUAAAAUUUGGUAAGUUUAAUUAGUAGUGUAUGAUGGAGGAUCGGUAGAUUAGAUGUUGGUAUGCACAUGGGGCUUUUGUUAGUGCUUCAUGUUCAUCCAUGCACCAAAAUUGUAUAGAAAGAAACUUUAAUGAGUAUUUAUAGUGAAUUAUCUCCUUCUUCA
Messenger RNA from Cornus florida, 2228 nucleotides. RefSeq names its product zinc finger protein GAI-ASSOCIATED FACTOR 1-like. Gene Ontology annotation, molecular function: DNA-binding transcription factor activity. The record is from RefSeq and is a predicted model, not a curated record. Bases 404 to 1921 code for a protein of 505 amino acids. The transcript has 5 exons. Gene Ontology annotation, cellular component: nucleus. NCBI's taxonomy places the organism in Eukaryota, Viridiplantae, Streptophyta, Magnoliopsida, Cornales, Cornaceae.